Molecule: messenger RNA, 123 nt
Organism: Colletotrichum lupini
Lineage: Eukaryota; Fungi; Ascomycota; Sordariomycetes; Glomerellales; Glomerellaceae
Exons: 1
Coding region: 1-123 (40 amino acids)
Source: RefSeq, a predicted model, not a curated record
AUGGGAAAGGUCAGAGCCGCCACGCAGAGACAGAUGCACACCAUCCACGUCCACACCCACCCACAGCUCAACAUUCCCCCUUCCCCUUGCCCCCCCCCCCCUCCCCUUCCUCCCCUGCGCUAG